AGAGUGUGUGUGUGAGAGCGUACACGCACGAAGAAGAUGAAGAGUCUGCGCGGGGCAAACCUACACGUUUUUAACUCCUUGAUGUGACCUUCUGCUUGGAAUUUGACCCGGAUCAGUGAUAUGCAGUCGCCUCUUCACCACACAUUCACUUUCAGAUCAACUAUUGAAGAAGUGACGAGCGUUGAUCUACCAGCGUGGAUUUGUUGGAGCUGCUUUUAGGUCGUAUAAAAUCACGAGUAAAGAGCGCGACUCGAAUCCUUCGUCUCCGCAUGAGCACCAAACGGACGAUUACAGCGCUGUCCAGUCCGGUGUUUACCGGAGAGCAUGAGCCGAGAUGAGCCAGAGAGACACGCUCGUGCAUCUGUUUGCUGGAGGAUGUGGAGGCACGGUGGGUGCGAUCCUGACCUGUCCGUUAGAGGUGGUGAAGACGAGGCUUCAGUCUUCCUCAAUAACGCUUUGCAUCUCCGGAGUGCAUCUGAGCACAGUUAAUGGAGCCAGCGUGGCACGUGUGGCUCCUCCGGGGCCCCUACAUUGCCUCAGAUUAAUUCUUGAGAAGGAAGGGCCUCGUUCUUUAUUUCGGGGCCUGGGGCCAAAUCUAAUUGGAGUGGCUCCUUCACGGGCCAUCUACUUUGCCGCCUAUUCCAGCUCAAAGGAGAGACUGAACUGUGUGUUUGAGCCAGACUCCACGCAGUUGCACAUGACGUCUGCUGGAAUUGCAGGGUUCACGGCCAUAACAGCAACCAACCCAAUUUGGUUGAUUAAGACGCGUCUACAGUUGGACGCCAGGAAACGCGGGGAGCGUCGCAUGAAUGCUUUCGAGUGUGUGCGGCGUGUGUAUCAGACGGAUGGCAUACGCGGGUUUUACCGCGGCAUGUCUGCAUCUUAUGCAGGCAUCUCAGAGACUGUGAUUCACUUUGUGAUCUAUGAAAGCAUAAAGCGGCGUCUUUUAGAGGCCAAAGCAGCAACGCACAUGGAUGGAGCUGAGGACACCGCCAAGGACGCGUCAGACUUCUUGGGCAUGAUGCUGGCAGCCGCCACUUCCAAGACCUGCGCCACCUCCAUAGCCUAUCCACACGAGGUAAUCCGCACACGGCUAAGGGAAGAAGGUACCAAAUACCGCUCGUUCUUCCAGAGUCUCAACCUGGUGUUUAGAGAGGAAAGCUAUCGAGCUCUGUACCGAGGACUCACCACACAUCUGGUCCGACAGAUCCCCAACACAGCCGUCAUGAUGUGCACCUACGAGUUCGUCGUCUACCUGCUCGAAGGCUAAACUUUGACUGGAGCUGCCUCAGUAUUCAUGACUGAAGAGUUUUAUUCACUAUUUGGUAGUGUGGUUUGAGGGGAUGGUGUUUGGAGAAACAGUGGAAGUGACUUAAAAGGUGGUGUCUAGAAAACAAUUUGUUCUUGGUUUUUCUUAACUUUGUCUUUUAAUGUUCUUUAAAAAGAUGCUACUUCUUAAAAGCCUGGACAGUCAGUUCAACUUUAGCCUCCUCGGAGUUGUUUUUUCCUCUCAAACAGCACCUCAGGUCAGAUAGAUCUUGUAUGUGGAUUCAGUAGGUUAUUUCCAGCAGAGAAGCUUCUUAUGUUGGAUUGUCAUUGAGGGUUUUGUCCGGCCCAUUGCUGUGCUGUGAUUUUCUCUAACUUUGCACUGGAAAGGAAUUGGAGAGGAUGCAAACUGAUGAUUUCUUCCUGUCUAGGAACAGCCAAUCUGGGUGCACUUACACCAUGCAAUACAAAAGCAUAAAAAUCUUAACAUGGAUGCAUGUACCUGAGACUGUGUGCACAUGGUGCAAAAAAAAAAAAAUCUCUAAGGUCUAAAGUGCAUUUAGUUUUUUGGACACUGUGCAGUGAUUGUGUGCUCAGAGAGUCAUAUUUGUGCAUUUACUCCCCAUAUUUGACCUUAGUACAUUAAAGUAACCAUCAAUGGAGCCAAAAUAAGUUGUUAGCACAGCAAACUUUAAUAAAUAUGUAUUCUGCAGCAAAUUUACUAAUGAAAGAAGCAAUCAUUCAAAAUUGAAAAGUAUUAUGAAAGAAAGUCAUUGCACUGUAACUCAAUAAGUUUAUUUUUUUGGUGGACAUGUUGCACCCCAUCACAAAAACACAAUGAGCACAUAAAAAAAAAAAAAGAGUUAGUGGCCAAUUAAAAGAGUCUCACGCUGCAAAAGAAAACUGCCUUUUUUGUCUUUUUGCAGUAAAAAUACCAAAACAUCCUGUGAAUAAGAUCACUUUGCUUGAGAAGCAAAAUUGGAUUAGAUAUUAAAACAGACAUUAUAUAUUUUAUUAAAACUAGAAGCAGUAUUAUUAAAUUUUUAGGAUUAUUACAAUAAAAUAAUAUUUAAUCAUAAUAACAAUCUCAACAAGCAUAAAUCUGUUUUAUUAGAUUUUUACUUGACUCACUGGCAAGUUUCUUCUUUUGUUGUCAAGAAUGAAAUGCCGUGUAUAUUGACUGAGAAUGUCUUUUAUAUUUAUUAUAUUUAUAUUUUUGAAAAGUGAAAUGAUCUUAUUUUAUAGGAAUGUUUGUUAUUUUCAUGAAAACAAGACUAAAAUACUGGGAUGUGUUGCUGUGUAGACCAAAAAAGUUAUUUAAAUAUAAAAUAUUGUCAAGCUGUCAAAAUCCAUGCCUUCACCUUUUGAUGCAGUCUUGUAUCUUGUUCUCUCACACUUAUGCCUUUAUGAUGUCACGAGUCCAGUGUUUGGUUGUUUUGUUUACAGUCAGUUUGGUGUGACCUGCUCGGUUGUCAGUGUUCCUUAAGACAUUAAUAUUCAGCUGUUAUAAAUCAUAUGGAAAUCAAUAAAUGCAUAUACUGUAAGAAAACAAA
Messenger RNA from Carassius gibelio (silver crucian carp), 2819 nucleotides. Its product is annotated as solute carrier family 25 member 36-A-like. NCBI's taxonomy places the organism in Eukaryota, Metazoa, Chordata, Actinopteri, Cypriniformes, Cyprinidae. Gene Ontology annotation, cellular component: mitochondrion. Gene Ontology annotation, biological process: pyrimidine nucleotide import into mitochondrion. The transcript has 7 exons. The record is from RefSeq and is a predicted model, not a curated record. The coding region runs from base 335 to 1270 and encodes 311 amino acids. Gene Ontology annotation, molecular function: pyrimidine nucleotide transmembrane transporter activity.